AUGGCGAUUGCUCAGGUUGAAGUUGGAUCGAUAACCCAAGACGUCACGAACAUGCCUGCGUUUCCGUCGCAAAAAGCUUGUGCACGAUCCUGUUUCGUGAACACUGGAUUCUGUCCCAACGAUAUUCUAGGAAGUGCAAUUAGUUGUGCUGAGCACACUGACUGCAACUCUAUGAACUGGCAGGCGAAGAACGAUUGCUACUGCAGACAAGAUCUACAAAAGCCCGCUCAAGACAUCUUGUCGAGUUGUGUCUCGACUAAGUGCAACAUCGGCGAUGUCGCUAUUGAUGCUGCCAGCGCUGGAAGUAUCUACGCCAAUUACUGCUCUCAGAAGGGAUAUCCCUAUGUGCCUCCGGCAACACCAAAUGCAAACCGUGCGUCAACCACAGGAGCUGGCUUCGCAACUCGAACAACUGGUACUCUUGGUCUAGGGCCGACUGGCUCAUCGUCGUCCUCGUCAGGGUCUUCGUCGUCUUCAAACAAACUGUCAAUUACAACCAUUAUCGGAAUCGUCAUUGGAAGCAUAGUCGGGCUCAUACUGCUUGCCUUCUUCAUCAGAUACAUGAUUCGAUGGUGCACACCAACACCCAAACCGCCACCUCUACAGCCCUAUAACCCGCCUCCAGUACACCCUAUCACUCAGUUCCCCGGGCCGUAUCAUUCUCCACCAUCCACUAUCGCACAUAUGCCAGAAGUCACACCAGAGGACUCCAGGUCGAUGCUUUCUGGGACGGUGGAACACAAUACGGUUCUCUCCGGCUUCCAGCCCCAGCGCUUCCAACAUCAAUAUUAA
Aaosphaeria arxii CBS 175.79 is the source of this 792-nucleotide messenger RNA. RefSeq lists its product as uncharacterized. The transcript has a single exon. NCBI's taxonomy places the organism in Eukaryota, Fungi, Ascomycota, Dothideomycetes, Pleosporales. Bases 1 to 792 code for a protein of 263 amino acids. The record is from RefSeq and is a predicted model, not a curated record.